This is a messenger RNA of Anoplopoma fimbria (sablefish), 3244 nucleotides long. RefSeq names its product transmembrane protein 63Ba (gene tmem63ba). Bases 114 to 2633 code for a protein of 839 amino acids. Gene Ontology annotation, cellular component: plasma membrane. Gene Ontology annotation, molecular function: nucleic acid binding; calcium-activated cation channel activity. The transcript is spliced from 24 exons. Lineage: Eukaryota; Metazoa; Chordata; Actinopteri; Perciformes; Anoplopomatidae. The record is from RefSeq and is a predicted model, not a curated record.
GUUAGCUAACGUCAACGUUACGGUGUUGACUGCUAGCUCACGUUAGCUCGCUGUGCUACUCAUUCUGCCCCGCUGCGUAUCAUAGCAAAGUUGUCAACAUGUUGCAGUAAGUAAUGCACCGAGUGCUGAUAUUAUUAAUGGCCAUGGGGGGGGCGCAAGGAUGCCCCAAUUCAGAGAGCUGCCCACCGCAGACGCCCAAUAUCACCUCCAAGGACUUCUGCUACUCUGCUCGAAUUCGCAGCACAGUGCUCCAGGGCUUGCCUUUUGGUGGGGUUCCUACUGUCCUGGCCCUUGACUUCAUGUGUUUUUUGGGGCUGCUGGCUGUGUUCUCCUUCUUGAGAAAAGUAGCAUGGGACUACGGACGCCUCGCUCUGGUGACUGACGCUGACAGAAGAAUGGAUCAACGGUACAGCCGCCUGGAUGAUCGGGACUACGUGGCCUCUGCCUUGACAUCAGAUACGGCUGAACGCUAUGAGCGCCUCACUUCAGUGUCCAGCUCUGUGGAGUUUGAUCAGAGAGACACAGGCUUCUGCUCCUGGCUAACUGCCAUUUUCCGCAUCAAGGAUGAAGAGAUAAGGGAGAAGUGUGGUGAGGAUGCAGUACAUUACUUGUCCUUUCAGCGCCACAUCAUUGGCCUGCUGGUAGUGGUGGGCGUGCUGUCUGUGGGCAUCAUCUUGCCCGUCAACUUCUCGGGAAACCUACUUGAAAACAAUGCCUAUAGUUUUGGGCGAACUACUAUAGCAAAUUUGAAUGCAGAUAAUACACUACUGUGGCUGCACACCACCUUUGCAUUUCUCUACCUGUUACUAACGGUGUACAGCAUGCGGCGACACACCUCCAAGAUGCACUACAAGGAGGAUGACUUGGUGAAACGCACUUUAUUCGUCAAUGGAAUCUCCAAAUACGCAGAGGAGACUGAGAUAAAGCAACACUUUGAGCAGGCGUAUGAAAACUGUGCUGUACUGGAAGCACGUAUAUGUUACAAUGUGGCCAGACUGAUGUAUCUCAACUCUGAAAGGAAGAAGACCGAGCGCAGCAAGAAAUUCUUCCUUGACUUGCUGGCCAAGGAGCAUAUUACCACCAUGAUCAAUCCAAAACCCUGUGGACACCUUUGCUGUUGCAUCAUCAAAGGCUGUGAGCAGGAAGAGGCAGUGGGCUACUAUACAAAGCUGGAGGCGCAGCUAAAAGAUGACUACCGGAAGGAGAGAGAAAAGGUUAACAGGAAGCCCCUAGGAAUGGCCUUUGUCACCUUCCAGAAUGAAUCCAUAACUGCCACAAUCCUAAAAGACUUCAAUGCUUGCAAGUGUCAGGGCUGUCAGUGUCGUCAGGAGCCUAAAAGCUCUCCAUUCAGCGCCAAGCUCCACACGCACAACUGGACCGUCAGCUACGCCCCUGAUCCGCAAAAUGUCUACUGGGAGCAUCUGUCAGUGGGUGGAUUCUCCUGGUGGCUCCGCUGCUUAAUCAUCAAUCUUGUCCUCUUCCUCCUCCUCUUCUUCCUCACCACCCCGGCCAUCAUCAUCUCCACAAUGGACAAGUUUAAUGUUACCAAACCAGUCGAGUACCUAAAUAAUCCAAUCGUCACCCAGUUCUUCCCCACCCUUCUUCUGUGGUCCUUCUCCGCCUUACUUCCGACCAUUGUCUACUAUUCUGCCUUCUUUGAAGCCCAUUGGACCCGGUCAGGAGAGAACAGGACCACGAUGCAUAAAUGCUACACCUUCUUGAUCUUCAUGGUCCUGUUGCUGCCCUCCCUAGGACUCAGCAGUUUGGAUGUUUUCUUCCGCUGGCUUUUUGACAGAAGAUUCUUGGCGGAUGCUAAAGUGAGAUUUGAGUGCGUGUUCCUUCCUGACAACGGAGCCUUCUUCGUGAACUAUGUCAUUGCGUCUGCAUUCAUUGGUAAUGCCAUGGACCUGCUGAGGAUCCCCGGUCUACUUAUGUACAUGAUCCGCCUUUGCCUGGCCCGCUCUGCAGCAGAGAGGAGGAACGUCAAGAGGCACCAAGCCUAUGAGUUCCAGUUCGGGGCAGCUUAUGCCUGGAUGAUGUGUGUCUUCACUGUGGUAAUGACCUACAGCAUCACCUGCCCAAUCAUUGUCCCGUUUGGCCUGAUGUACAUGCUGCUAAAGCACCUUGCAGACAGGUACAACAUGUACUACGCCUACCUGCCAUCCAAAUUGGACAAGAAGAUCCAUUCUGGAGCUGUCAACCAAGUUGUGGCUGCUCCUAUUCUUUGUCUCUUUUGGCUCCUGUUCUUCUCCACUGUUCGCUCGGGAUUUAGAGCUGCCACAUCCAUGUUCACGUUUGUAGUUUUGAUCAUCACAAUCAUCAUCUGCCUCUCUCACGUCUGCUUCGGGCACUUUAAAUAUCUAAGUGCUCACAACUACAAGAUUGACACCCUGGCGGUGGACGGGUUGGAGAACGGGCGCCCAGUGUGCCCUACUGCCGCCAACAAGGCAGCACAAAUGUACAUUGCUCAGGUACUUCAAGACCCAAAUACAGAAGAGGCAGGUUCAGGCAGCGGCGAGGACGACGGCCAGGGUUCCUCGCAGGACGAGGAAAUAAUCAAUGUCCAAAAUGGCCUGAAUGAGGACUUCCAGUCUGGUGAGGACAGCCUCAUUGAUAAUGAGGUCCGGCACUGAUACUGCCUGGAACAAAAGAAAAAAAAAAAUCCCCUUAGUUUUACUUGAGGAGUGCACUGAAUAUGUGAAUUAAACUAGGAACUGAACCAACAGUUCUCCAAAGCAUCUCAACCUCCAUCGAGGGACUUGACACUAACAUAAGCACACUGUCUACUAAGGAUUGGAUGGAUUGUCGCUCAAGGACUCUUGCAUUUCCUUCACUGGAUCUCACCAAACCACAUCUUCUCUCUGUAUAACUGCAGAGGGAAUCUACUCUGACAAUGCAAGGCCAGCAACAUCCCUCUGCCCCGAUAUAUAUAGCUGCGGCACACCCAAAAAAACACUGCACAUGAACCCAUGAAAGAAAGACAUUAAUGCACAAAUGAAGAAUAGUUUGCCUUGUUUUUGUAACGGAAGGGAUAUUCUGUCUGUAUUUUCUUUAAACAUUAUUGCACUUGAAAGAGAGGAACUGUCCCAUAAGCUCAAGUUUCACUGAGGUACUGUAGUACAGCAUGCCUUCAAGUUCAAAUGGUGGAGGGAUUUUUCUAUAAUCCUUAGCCAGUAUCUCUAAUUAUUUAAUGCUUCCCCUGAAUAAGCAGCUGAUGCAAUAGGAGACCAAGAGAGGAGUUUUC